Messenger RNA from Calliphora vicina (urban bluebottle blowfly), 618 nucleotides. RefSeq names its product histidine triad nucleotide binding protein 1 (gene HINT1). Gene Ontology annotation, cellular component: nucleus; cytoplasm. Bases 51 to 518 code for a protein of 155 amino acids. The transcript has 2 exons. The record is from RefSeq and is a predicted model, not a curated record. Lineage: Eukaryota; Metazoa; Arthropoda; Insecta; Diptera; Calliphoridae. Gene Ontology annotation, molecular function: hydrolase activity. Gene Ontology annotation, biological process: purine ribonucleotide catabolic process.
ACAUUUCUACUACUAAAAUAAGCAACAAUGAAUCUAGAACAAUUUGACAAAUGAGUCUAUUGAAUUUACUUUCACGAAGCCGGUUAAUUAUAAGGAAAAACUGUCUUUAUAAUCUGCCAGCCACGCACAAAGUCGGAAUGGCAAGUGAAGUUGAUAAGGCCCAAUCGGCCGCACCGGCCGAAGAUACAAUUUUCGGUAAAAUUUUACGCAAGGAAAUCCCAUGUAAUUUCAUCUACGAAGAUGAUAAAUGUGUCGCAUUCCACGACAUCAGUGCUCAGGCACCAACACAUUUUUUGGUUAUACCACGUAAACCCAUUCUGAUGCUGUCUCAGGCUGAGGAAGCCGAUGCCAGUUUGUUGGGUCACCUUAUGUUGGUGGGCAGCAAGGUAGCCAAACAAUUGGGUUUGGAUGAUGGUUAUCGUGUUGUCAUCAACAAUGGCAAACAUGGUGCCCAGUCAGUGUAUCAUUUACAUUUGCAUUUCUUGGGCGGUCGUCAAAUGAAAUGGCCACCAGGCUAAGAGGAGUAUGGUUUGAUGGUGAAUGAUUUAAUAUGUAUAACAUUUUUUAUUAAAUAAAAAAUUGUACUAAAACGCUCCAAAGGAGUUAAAAAGCUUUAAA